AUGACAGAUCCAUUCGUCAUUGGUGAAUAUUUCAAUUUGCUCGAAAAUACUUUAAAAGAUUUGAAUCUUUUUGAAAGUCCCCAACUCAUUUGGAACUUAGAUGAAACGUCUUUAUGCCUGGAUCCAUCCAGAACUAAAGUAUGUGGACAAAUAAAUAAACCUUGUGCGAGGUCCACCUAUGGGAGUGGAAAAGAAAAUAUCACUAUGUUGACAGGCGCAAGCGCUAAUGGCAAGAAGUUGCCGCCUUUGAUUGUAUUUAAAGGCAAAUUUGUUUGGGAUCAGUGGAUGGCUGAACUGGUUGGUGGUGAUUACGAUUUCGAAUUAUCGUAUGCAGCCAGUACUAAAGGGUGGAUGGAAACAGACAUUUUCUAUAAUUAUAUAGAAAAAGUUCUUAUCCCAAGUUUGGGCGAGGAGCGCCCGGUUCUCAUUGUUUGUGAUGGUCACUCAACUCACGUCCAUGUAAGAGUUGUGGAACUGGCAAUACGAAACCGUAUCACAAUUCUUAAACUACCGCCAUACACAUCACAUUUGCUGCAGCCUCUUGAUAUAGCAGUAUUCAAGUCAUUCAAGUCAAUAUGGAAUGCCAAACUGGUAGAGUGGCAGCGUAGAAAUGUUGGCACGAAAAUGCCAAAAAAAGUUUUCGCUCAAGCGCUGGCAGAUACUUGGAGAGAAACAAACCCCAAUAUUAUCAAAAGUGGAUUUAGAAAAGCUGGGAUUUUCUCUUUCAAUGCGCACGUGAUACCUGUGGACAAAUCUGAUCCAGAUGCAUCUAAAAGGUACCAAAAAAAGACAUUAGAAGAACAUACAAAACAUCCGAAGUCACUACAAGAAAUUUGUAUUGGCUUGUUUAACAAUCAACUUGCAACAACAAAUGAUGCUCUUGAAAAUGCAAAUACCGAUGACGUUACCUUGCUGUCGCAAAUUUCAAAGUCCAGUAUCCAAACUUUGAGUUUUGUGGCCAGACAGCCAACCCAACUACCUGCAUGUUUACAGAAAUCGUCAAACACUGAUAAGGAUACCUUGUUGUCUCUGGUAUCGAAACCUGAUAUCCAGACUUUGAGUUUUGUCGCAAAACAACCAUCCCAAAUACCUAUAUGUUUACAGAAUUCUAAUCAAACAUCAACUCAAAAUUUAUCAAAAAUAAAAAUAAUCUCGAACGUUAUCAUCAAAAAAGCACCUCCACAGUUACUUCAACGACUACCUGAGCCAUCAUGCACAUUCGAGGAACUGCUUUUAAGAAAAAUACAACAGGACAAAAAGAUAAUAAACCGACAAAAAAGAAACGUGUCACUAAAGGUGCUGAAGUGA
Parnassius apollo (apollo) is the source of this 1308-nucleotide messenger RNA. NCBI's taxonomy places the organism in Eukaryota, Metazoa, Arthropoda, Insecta, Lepidoptera, Papilionidae. The record is from the annotation of a GenBank genome assembly.